CCUUCAGGUCUCAUCGCCUUCGCCUGGCUAGUUCCUCCUCCGCCGCUUCCUUCUCGACUGCUCUUGCUUGCUAGUUGCUCGGCUCAGAUCUGCGGCGAUGGCCGUCGAUCUGAUGAGUUACGCCGAAAUAGAGGAGAAGAUGGCCAUCCAGGAAGCUGGCGCCGCUGGACUCCGCUCCAUGGAGCACCUCAUCCUCCGCCUCUCCGAUCACCGAUCCCAGCAACAGCUAGAUUGCCGCGAUAUCGCUGACGUCACCGUGUCCAAGUUCAAGAAGUUCAUCUCCGUCCUCAACCGUACCGGCCACGCCCGAUUUCGUCGCGGCCCUACUGCAUCGCCCCCGCCGCCGGCGGUGCCGGAGCCGGUUACCGCUGUGGCGAAAACCAUGACCCUCGCCCCCGUCCCGCUCCGGAUCAAGCCUCCCGGACAUCCCCUUCCGCCUGCGGCGGUGCCUGCCCUUGCCCAGGCCCGGACCCUCGACUUCACUAAGCCGAUUCCCGCCUCCGCAAGCGAGACGUCGCCGCCCAGCCGAUUUAACAGGGAGUAUUUCAGCAUCUCUACGCCGAUCUCCCCCGCGACAUCUUCGUUCGUGUCUUCCGUCACUGGCGACGGCAGUUUGUCGAACAGCCGGUUCGGUGCCGCCUCAUCCCUCCUCCCCCCGCCUGUUUCAGCCGGCAAGCUUCCGAUCGUCUCCGCUGCGGUCGAUCGACGGUGCCACGAGCACGCUCACGCGCACUCAGAGCACGUCGUCGGCAAGUGUGCCGUCCCCGGCGUGCGUUGCCACUGCUCCAAGAGAAGGAAAUCUCGUGUCAAGCGGACGAUCCGCGUCCCGGCGGUGAGCUCGAAAUCUUCCGACAUUCCCGCCGACGAGUACUCGUGGCGAAAGUACGGGCAGAAGCCGAUCAAGGGCUCCCCUUAUCCCAGGGGCUACUAUAAGUGCAGCACCCUCCGCGGUUGCCCCGCCAGGAAGCACGUGGAGCGAGCACUCGACGACCCUUUGAUGCUGAUCGUGACCUACGAGGGGGAGCACCGCCAUACCUCGAGCGCCGCCGCCGACUCCGUCAUUUGAGGUUUGUAGGAACAAAAACUACACCAAGGGGGUUUACUUUGCGGGCAGUGGCUUCGCAUACCGAUGCGACCAUAGUUGAGAUGCCCGCUUUCAAGAUGCCCGUUUUCAUUGUUUAUAUUUUGCCUAUUUGGUUGUAUUAAUAUGAAUAAUUUAUUCUAGUAGUUUUAUUUUCUCAAUUUUUUUUGAUGUGCACCUGCCUGAAUUGGGUUGUGUAACUUGCCAUUUUAGAUGGUUAGUUCGCAUAGUCCAGCUCCAGGAAUAGUCGUUUGGCUUCCUCGGUUGUUACUAUGGCUUCUGUUGCCUGCCAAAUCAACUGACCAACUUGAUCUA
Zingiber officinale is the source of this 1396-nucleotide messenger RNA. Its product is annotated as WRKY transcription factor WRKY51-like. The record is from RefSeq and is a predicted model, not a curated record. The transcript is spliced from 4 exons. Lineage: Eukaryota; Viridiplantae; Streptophyta; Magnoliopsida; Zingiberales; Zingiberaceae. The coding region runs from base 98 to 1066 and encodes 322 amino acids. Gene Ontology annotation, molecular function: sequence-specific DNA binding; DNA-binding transcription factor activity. Gene Ontology annotation, biological process: regulation of DNA-templated transcription.